GGCCCGAGGCCGAGUCCGGACCUCCCCUUACCAGUGCCGGUGUUUCACUCGCAUCAGUUCCUGGCUCACGGCUCAAUUUUAGGCCGCGGCUCUCCAGGCAUCCACGAGCCUCCAACCCCCCGGCAGCCCGGUCACUUUCUACCCCCGUCAAUCCGAGUACGGGCUCCUGGAUUCGAUGGCUACAGGCUCAGGCCCUCAAGCCGCGGCGGCAAAGCUGAAGGCCGCCGGCAACGAGCUCUUCCAGCACGGGCGCUACGGAGAGGCGGUGGGCCGCUACUCGGAGGCCAUCGGCCGGCUACAGCAAUCUGGGAAGAAGUGGCCUGAAGAGUUGAGUGUCCUGUAUUCAAACCGAGCUGCCUGUUAUCUGAAGAUCGGAAAUUGCAGUGACUGUAUUAAAGACUGUACCGUGUCGUUGGAGCUGGUUCCCUUUGCGCUAAAGCCUUUGAUUCGUCGUGCUGCGGCUUAUGAUGCACUGGAACGAUACCGCCAAGCUUUUGUGGACUACUGGACAGCAACCCAGGUGGAUGGCGGUGUUCAAGCUGCACAGGAUGGCAUGAACAGAAUGAGGAAGGUGUUGAUAGACAUGGAUGGGAGCAAUUGGCGUGAUAAACUGCCUCCGCUGCCAUCAGUACCUAUUGCAUUCCAGCACAACUGGAGAGCCAGCACUCCUGGAAAUGCAGGCACAGAGAAGAUAAACGUGCAGCAGAAUGGAGACAAUUCGGCUUCCAGCAGCCUCAAGCAAGCUAAGUCUCUUAAGGAAGAAGGGAACCUGCUUGUGAAGAAGGGACAGUACAGAGAGGCAGUUAGCAAGUACACUGCAAGUCUGAAGCUGAACAGCAGCGAGUUUACCACCUACACAAACAGAGCACUGUGCUACCUGAACCUGCAGCAGUAUCGUGAAGCAGAGAGGGACUGUACCGUUGCGUUGGGCCUGGACCCCCAAAACCUGAAAGCAUUUUACCGCCGCGCAAUGGCCCGAAAAGAGCUGAAGGAUUACAAGGGCAGUAUUGCUGAUCUCUGUGAGAUGCUGAAGCUGGAGCCAGGCAACUUGUCUGGACAACGUCUGCUGCAAGAAGUCCAGAUGCUCGUUAAGUAGCAGCUCAGUAACAUGGGAGCCUUAGAAACGACCUGAGGCAAGCAGCAUGGAGCUGGCUCAUCAGAUGGAGGCCUGAAUAGGCUCUGGAAGAAACUGUACUUGUGUCUAUAUAAUCAGUUUGUUCUGCUUCUCAAGGACCUUUCUUAAAAAAAAAAUAGCAUGACACCAAAGAGAGUAAGUAGGAUUAAACUGUAUUUGAAUUGUAAUUAGUUCAACUCAGAUUCUGUCUGUCCCCAUGCAGUUGGGACAUUUACAAACAGCUCCCAUGCAACAGGAAUAUUUAAUAGAACUUGCUUUGGGAUCCUUCUCUUGAAUUAUUAUUCCGGGGUUAGAACAGUACAACAAAGAAUAUAUAAAUAUCAAUAGGUUGUUUGCAAAUUAUGUUUUUGAGAAGCAAUGCAAUGUUUUAGUUGUUUCUUUGUACAACUUUAUUUGGGAAACUGCAGAGCCUGUUUUCCAUAGCCCAGUGUUCUAUUUCCUUCUCUCCUGUCUGCCAUGGUUUCUGGCUCUUUGUUGUGUACAAUUGCAGUUACGUCUCCUUCCAGAAUUUGUCCCUUGUGGACGAUUAGGACCAGCUGACCACAUGUUCAGAAUAAUGGAAGGUGCUUAUCACUCAAGCCUCUGGGCAUUCUAGCUUUUGGAAAUAGUGGGUCAUUGCUUGGAUCUUGCUUACUUGCUUCUUUUAAUCUCCUGUCACCCUUGUGCUUUUGCCUACCCCACCCAUCAGUAGGUUCCAGCUGGAUGAUCUGGAGGAACACAGCGGGUCAGGCAGCAUGUAUGCAGGGGAAUAAAGGGUUAACAUUUUGCCCCAAGACCCUUCAUCAGUACUGGUGUUGUUGAGUAACUGGACUAGCUCCUCAAUCACACUUUAUUGUGCACAAGGAGAAUAGCCUGGCCCCGUCACCAAACUAAACAAUGAAAAGACAUUUUUAUAGAAAAUUGACUAGUUAUUGACCAACUGGUAACUGUAUGUGCAAAUUCCUUAUUUGCAUAAUCAAUUGCCAAUCACACUACAACAAGUGUUAAUAGCCAAUAGAAACUACAAGCUAACAACCAAUGAUACCUUAGAGUUAGUAAUUGUCCAAUAAUUUAGUGUGUGCCUUGCAUUCUUCUUGUGUCUUGGCAUGCCCAGUGGCUCCCGUCCCCUGCUCUACAAGAGGAAGCUGUGCUCUUGCCUGGGUUGACUGCACACAAUCUGUAAACUAUCCCUGACUGGACAUUAGCUUAGCCUUUGCCUUGUCACAACAUCAACACUGAAGGGGAAGGGGAAAGAAUUCUUGCUGCUUCCCUCUUCCUUUCCAGAUCUGAUGCAAGGUCUUGGCUUAAAACAUUGACUGUUUAUUCAUUUCUAUAGAUGCUCCCUGACCCGCUCAGUUCCUCCAGCAUUUUGUGUUGCUGUGGCUUUCCAGCAUCUGCAGGAUUCUGUGUUGUGCUUUGACCUUUCAUUGAAGUUUUCAUCAGAAUCUCAUGUUUAUGCUUUGACUCUUCAUUGAAUCUCUGGCCCUUUCAUUAGAAUCUCGUGUUUAUGCUUUGCUUGGGUGUUGAUUGUGCUAUCUUUGCUGAGCCUGAUGGUGACUAAGAACAAUACAUAACAUACAGCAUAAAAGCAUGGGAUUAUAAAACAUAUUACAUCAUUGUUGGAGGUGCAUCCUAAUGGGACACAGAAGGCAGGAGGUGAAAUACCAGCCAGGGACACUAGCAACAUGGAACUUCCUUGGGGUUUGCUCACUAUUUCACCAGCAUGAAGGUGUUGAUUCAGCUGUGGAUUCAUGCUGCACACCUGUUGCUAGACAGCUAGAAGAGUUUGGAGAUUGGGGGUAGUGUAGCAGAGUGAUGCUCUGCAGGGAGUCUCAGCACAUCCUCCCUGUGGAAUGCUUGGGUUUCCCUGGAUCCUCCUGCUUCCUCCCGGAGUACAAAGAUGUACGUGGUAGGUUAAUUAUCAGGUUUGUUGGAGGUUGAUGGGGCAGCAUGGCUCAAAGGGUUGGAAGGGCCUAGUCUGUGCUAUAUCACUGAAAUAAAAAUAGCUAGAAAAUUUUAAUAUUCCCAAAAGCCUGCACAAUAUUCUUGUCUGUCCUUCAUGCACUCCUGGGGGAAUAAACUGAUCAUGUAUUACAUCAUUUGUACUGUUGCAAAUGUUAAGUAUUGAGGCAAACAGCCUAUUUUUCCUGUUCUCCUGGGGGUGGGAGGGAGGUGGGGGAAGCUGGUUAGACACUUCCCCCACAAAUCCGGUCUUCAAUCAGGAAGGUUUUGUUGCACAGUUGCUGAGCUUGAGGGACACUGGAGCAUGGGCAAUAUGGAACUCCAAGCAAUGUGGAUUGACAGCAUUACAGACAUGGAUAAAGGCAGUGUUGUAUUUAGGAGGGUGGGGGGGGAAUCCUUUUCCAAAGCUUCCAGCAAAGGACAAGCAAUUGAUUGUUUCUCCGUGGUGUAAUGCCUAGCACUGACAGGACAGCAAUGACCCUCUUCAGGCUUGGUUCCAGAUUUCAGGCGUUCAAUGGUGUGGUUUGAAUCUGUAUUGCACUGUAAAUCUUCAAACUCAGGUAUUAAACUCUCAGUGACAACAA
Molecule: messenger RNA, 3660 nt
Organism: Hypanus sabinus (Atlantic stingray)
Lineage: Eukaryota; Metazoa; Chordata; Chondrichthyes; Myliobatiformes; Dasyatidae
Gene: tomm34
Product: translocase of outer mitochondrial membrane 34
Exons: 7
Coding region: 176-1096 (306 amino acids)
Cellular component (GO): mitochondrion; cytosol
Molecular function (GO): heat shock protein binding
Source: RefSeq, a predicted model, not a curated record